This is a messenger RNA of Pestalotiopsis fici W106-1, 1116 nucleotides long. RefSeq lists its product as uncharacterized. Gene Ontology annotation, biological process: translational initiation. Gene Ontology annotation, cellular component: eukaryotic translation initiation factor 2B complex. Bases 1 to 1116 code for a protein of 371 amino acids. The transcript is spliced from 2 exons. Gene Ontology annotation, molecular function: translation initiation factor activity; guanyl-nucleotide exchange factor activity. Lineage: Eukaryota; Fungi; Ascomycota; Sordariomycetes; Amphisphaeriales; Sporocadaceae. The record is from RefSeq and is a predicted model, not a curated record.
AUGGCAAACGAUGGCGAUGCUGGUUCGGCCACCAGCGACCUGCCUCUGCGCGGCGUAACCAGCAGCAAUUCGAAUGCUGAACCUUUCGACAUCGUGGCGACCUACUACCGCCUCCUCGCCGAGGACUCCGACCUCACCAUGCCCAUGGCAGCCAUUGAGGCCCUGAUCGAGUUUCUGGGCCACAACCAAGUCAAGACCGUCUUCGAGACUAUUGAUCUCGUCAAGAUGCAGAGCACCAAGCUGCAGUUGGGCGUCCCCAACCCCAUCGCCCUGUCCCACGGCACCGACCUGUUUCAGCAGUACCUCAUCAUGCAGCUGAAGCAGCCUAAUGCGCCGGGCGGCGCCGCGGCGGCCAAGGACGAUAACAUCAACAAGGACCCCGACGCCCGCUUCGAGGAGACGCGCCAGAGCCUGCUCCGCAACGGCCGCCUGUUUGCCGCCCGCGCCAAGAACGGCCGCGAGCGCAUCGCCGUCAACGCCCGCCGCUACAUCGAGGACGGCGCCACCAUCCUCACCCUCGGCGGCAGUCGCGUCGUCGGCACCCUGCUCGGCCGCGCCGCCGAGAAGCACGACUUUGGCCACUUUAUCGACGAGCCGAUCCGCUUCCGCGUUAUUUACGCCAUGGACCCGGCCCUCGAGGUCGAGAGCAACAAGGUGGUCGCGGCCCUGCGCGCCAAGGGCGUCUCAGUGGCCACGAUCCCCCUGAGCGCCGUUGCCUUUGCCAUGCAAAAGGUCGACAUGGUGGUUGUGGGCGCCGAGGCCGUGACGGCCAAUGGCGGUGCCAUCUCGCGCCUCGGCACGCUCCAGGUCGCCCAGCUGGCCAAGGCCGCCCGCCCGCAAAAGCCCUUUUACGUCGCCGCCGAGCAGCACAAGUUUGGCAAGACACUCCCGCUAAACCAGUUUGACUUUGGCCAGUUUGUCCGCAACUUUGACCAACAACUCCUCGAUUUCCAUGCCAGCAAGAAGGAAGAGGGCGCCGAGGCAAAGCCGCGGCCCAAGCCCCUGGAGAGCCCAGUCGACUACACGGCACCUGAUUACAUUGACGCAUUCUUCUCCGACCACAAGGUCCUGACGCCUAUCGAGGUGGCGAAGGAGGUAAUUGACAUGCUGAUGUAG